GAAUGUUUAUGUUGUGUCUGCUGACUUUUGGUAGGAGAGAUGGCGACCUCCCAGAAGUUGACAGAACACUUCCUGACAUGCACCAUAUGUACAGAGGUGUUUGACAAGCCCUGUACACUUGUGUGUAAUCACACCUUCUGUCGGAAAUGUGUCGUCAACUACACCAAAACCAGACGGGAAGCCCUCAGUGCCAAGUCUCUCCUGUGUCCAUUCUGCAGCAAGAUGACGAACGUGUCUGACCCCAAGAGACCAGUGGAGGAGUGGGCGGAUGACGUCAAGCCUAUCUUUGUCAUCCAGGGACUGUUGGACUCGUUUGGCCCCGGAUCUAAAGGAGAGAUGGCGACCUCCCAGAAGUUGACAGAACACUUCCUGACAUGCACCAUAUGUACAGAGGUGUUUGACAAGCCCUGUACACUUGUGUGUAAUCAUACCUUCUGUCGGAAAUGUGUCGUCAACUACACUAAAACCAGACCAGAAGCCCUCAGUGCCAAGUCUCUCCUGUGUCCAUUCUGCAGGAAGAUGACGAAAGUGUCUGACCCCGAGAGACCAGUGGAGGAGUGGGCGGAUGACGUCAAGCCAAGCUUCGUCAUCCAGGGACUGUUGGACUCGUUUGGCCCCGGAUCUAAAGAUACAACUAACUGCAGUUAUUGCAAGGAGGAAGGGGAGACAACUCCAGCUUCAACUUGGUGUUCUGUUUGUGACGACGCACUAUGUGAACGAUGUACACGGAUGCACCAACGAAUCCCCUCUUCCCGUCACCAUAACGUAGUUGACCUGUCUGGAGAGACAAGGGUCAAGGUCAAGAGAAAAAUCAUUUGUAAAGUCCACAAGGACGAGAAUAUGAAAUAUCUUUGUAAAGAUUGUAAAACAGCUGUUUGUCAAACAUGUUGCACCAUACAUCACAGGAAAUGUGACAUGGUUGUUGAAAUUGAGUCAGAGAUUCCUGCAAUGAAAACCGAGCUGAAAAGGAAUAAAGAGAAUUUAUUAAAGAAACACGAUGAGAUGAAAUCAUAUGUUGGAAAACAAAACUCCAUUGUCAAAGAAGAAUUGGCGCUAUAUAUACAAAUAGAAUCAAGUAUCAAGUCUGCAAGUCUCACAGCAAUACAGAUGAUCAAAGCCAAGGAACGGAAACUUCUGUCUGAAUUGAAAGAGAUGUCUGACAGACACAUUGGACAACUGAAGGCAGACAUAAAGUCAGGUGAGAUGUCAGUACAGAUGUACCAACAACAGACUGAGCUGAUAGACCAGGCUCUACAAUCUGAGUGUGACAUGGAUGUGUAUGAGAUGUAUCAGGGAUUUGAGGCCGGUGAUGUGGAGGCUGUCGGAGUCGUAGACGUGAAGGAGAAGGGAAGAAUAGACAGGAUAACAUUCAGACAGGACACGGACAAGCUGGGUAGAGCACUGGAAGGUCUCCAUUUGGGUGAGAUACACGUCCAGUAUGACGAUGGGCUGGACCUGGAGGCUGCUCCUGUGUUACAGGACACCAUUACCGUGCUGGACCUGAAGGCUACCCCUGUGUUACAGGACACCAUUGCUGUGCUGGACCUGAAGGCUGAUACUGUGUUACAGGACACCAUUGACGUGAGAGUAGCAGGAGAUGCAGAUAGAGGAGACCCCAGUGACGUAACAAUGCUAGUGGUGAAUGGUACAGACACAGUGGUAGUUACAGACUACAACAACAACAGUGUCAAGUCCUUCUACACCAGGAACAGUCAACCAGGUCACAGCAAGCUCAGUCUGGAAGGUAGACCCUAUGGUAUAGCAAGGCUGAAACACAACCAGGUGGCUGUCACUGUGCCGUAUACCAGUCAGAUUGCAACAGUUGAAGUGAACCCUGACCUGGUGCUGCUGUCGACCAUCACAACCAGCAAACAGUACUGGGGUGUAACGUCUCUGACACCAUCAACACUGGCAGCAAGUUCCCACUCCCCUGUAUGUGUUGAUAUCCUGGAUAUGUCAGGACACGUGCUGAAGUCAGUCUGUCCUCGCCCCAAUGGUGGAAACAUCUUAAAGUGUCCCGACUCUCUCUGUACCACGAGAACAGGAAACAUCCUGGUGUCUGACUGGGGAACCAACUGUGUCGUGUGUCUGACCCCCGAGGGAGAUGUGGUGUUCAACUACAGACCUACAGGAGACACAGCACUGAAGGUUCCACGUGGUAUCACAAGUACCAGCACAGGCGACAUCCUGGUGACAGACAACUCACUACACAGAGUCAUCCAUCUGACAGAGUCAGGACAGUUUGUCAGAAACAUACUGACAUCACAGGAUGGUGUCCAGUAUCCAUACGGACUCUGUGUUUGUGGUCGUGGUCGUGGUCGUAUGUACUUAUGUACAUCAGAUGUAGUGAAGGUAUUUACAUUCUGUAAGUGAGAGAACAUGUCACAAUCUCUUUCUGUAUGUUAAAUAUAGAUAUAUGGUACCUGGAUAGAUAUGAUGUGAUGCACUGUAGAAACAUUUGACUUUUGAUGUGAACGUGAUGAACCAUACCUGUUGUAGAAAGACCCAACUUGUAAUGUUUUGAUGGUUGGUGGGGUAGCCUAGUGGUUAUAGCGUUCGCUCGUCACGCCGAGACCCGGGUUUGAUUCCUUACAUGGAUACAAUGUUUGAAGCCCAUUUCUGUUGUCCCCCGACUUGAUAUUGCUGGAGAUUGCUAAAACUAACACCGAUUUAAAACAUACUCUCUCACCUACUGUAAUGUAAUGUAAGCAGCCAUUACUUCUACUUUAUAUUCAGAUAUAUUGUCUCAAUAACACUAUGUGGUCCAAUAUCAUGUAGAAUAUUGAUAUUUUGAGAUGUAAUGAUUUUGAAUCACUU
Haliotis rubra (blacklip abalone) is the source of this 2817-nucleotide messenger RNA. RefSeq names its product protein wech-like. The coding region runs from base 40 to 2373 and encodes 777 amino acids. The transcript is spliced from 3 exons. Gene Ontology annotation, molecular function: ubiquitin-protein transferase activity; zinc ion binding; protein binding. Gene Ontology annotation, cellular component: nucleoplasm; chromatin. The record is from RefSeq and is a predicted model, not a curated record. Gene Ontology annotation, biological process: positive regulation of DNA-templated transcription. Lineage: Eukaryota; Metazoa; Mollusca; Gastropoda; Lepetellida; Haliotidae.